This is a messenger RNA of Candida albicans SC5314, 960 nucleotides long. RefSeq lists its product as uncharacterized. Bases 1 to 960 code for a protein of 319 amino acids. Gene Ontology annotation, cellular component: mitochondrion. The record is from RefSeq and is a predicted model, not a curated record. The transcript has a single exon. NCBI's taxonomy places the organism in Eukaryota, Fungi, Ascomycota, Pichiomycetes, Serinales, Debaryomycetaceae. Gene Ontology annotation, biological process: mitochondrial proton-transporting ATP synthase complex assembly.
AUGUUGUCUAGAACUGUUUUAAGAACAUUGAAACCGUUGAAUAUUGUUUCAAUUACACCAAGAUGUCAAUUAUUAAGAUUUAAUUCUUCCAAAUCAACUCCCAACAACAACAACAACUCCAACAACUCCAACCCUGGCCAACUUGAUAUUAAUGAUGAAAUAUUCAAGAAAUAUUCACAACAAUUACAAAAGAAAGCUCGAGAAUUAGGGAUUCCAUUAAAUGAAUUAAGAAUCAAAUUUCAAGAUAAAAUUGAAAAAGUAAAACUAGAAUUAGGUGGGAUUGAUCCAACUGAAGAAUUGAAACAAUUUUUUGAACAUGAAAAACAAAAGAAACAACAGAACCAAAACGAUAAUGAUGAUGGAACGAUUAAAAUUAGAGGAAUUAAAGAUCGUGAUGCACCCAAAUUACCAUAUAAAGUAUUAGAUAAUUAUAUUAAUUUAUCUAAAGCUAAAGAAUUACCUCGUGAUGAUAUCAUUAAAAUUUGGACAGCAAGAUUUAUUAAUAAUGAUCGAGCAUUGCAUGCCAUAUUAACUCAUUUACAAUUUGCUCAACUUUAUACUAAUGCAUUCAAAUAUCCUCAAUUUGUAUUACCAUUACCAAAACCUCAACAAGAUGGUUAUGAAUUAGAAUUUGUUCAAUGGCAAUUUGUUGGACCCAAUACUAUUAAUUGUAUGUUUACCACAUUAGCGGAAUAUAAAUUACAUGGAGAAUAUGCUUCUCCUCAUACAACUUUAACUUUCCAUUUAGAAUUGGCACAAGAUAAAGAUCUUGUAUUGAUGAAUGGAUUUAAUAAUAAAGAAAGUGGGAUUUCUAUGGAUGAAGCUCAUUUAUUGGUGGUUAUGUUACAAAGAUUUUAUAGUGGUAAAAACCCACAAAUGACUCAAUUAUUACAUGAAUUUAAUAAAGGUAACGCUGAAUUUGAUAUUGAUGCUUUGAUUAAACAAGCAACUAGUGUGUAA